Triticum dicoccoides is the source of this 1359-nucleotide messenger RNA. RefSeq lists its product as uncharacterized. Lineage: Eukaryota; Viridiplantae; Streptophyta; Magnoliopsida; Poales; Poaceae. The coding region runs from base 1 to 1359 and encodes 452 amino acids. The record is from RefSeq and is a predicted model, not a curated record. Gene Ontology annotation, molecular function: DNA binding. The transcript is spliced from 3 exons. Gene Ontology annotation, biological process: regulation of DNA-templated transcription.
AUGAACUACCCGGUGGGGUUCCGCUUCGCCCCGACGGACGAGGAGCUGGUCGAGUACUACCUCCUGCCCCGGCUGCAAGGCCGGCAACACGUGCCCAACGACGCCAUCAUCGAGGACAACGUCUACCAGUGCCACCCCGACGAGCUCGUCAACGGCAAGUACAAGGACAAGGGACAAGACAACAACUGGUUCUUCCUGACGUCGAGGACUCGCAAGUACGUCAACGGCGGCAGGCCGGCCCGGUCGACGGACGACGGCCGGGGGCGGUGGAAGGCGUCGACGGGCACCACGGAGGUCGUCGGCGCCACCGUCACGUACAAGGAGAGCGGCCUCGCCUACCAUGAAGGCCCCAUCAAGACCGAGAAGAAGACCAAGUGGCUCAUGCACGAGCUCACCGUCCCGGAGUACGAGAACAAGCUCGACAAGAGCGGUGUCCGGCCCAAAUCCGAUACGCUGGAUGAGUACGUCAUGUGCAGGAUCUACGUGACGCCGAGGAAGCGGAAAAGGAACGACGAUGAGGCGGGCCCCAGCGGGACGUCGGAAGAAUUUACGUGUCAGGAGCCCGGGCUGGUGGAGACGGCGGGGCCGAAGCUCUCGGAGCGACAGGCGGGCAAGAGGCCCGUCGAGCCGGAGCAGCCUGCCCCGCCCCCGCCGGACCGAUGCUUCGGACCACAAGACGGCAUGCAAGUGCGCCGUUUCGGGACUGCUACUGGGUACCCCCACGGUGGAACCGGGCUGACGAUGGUAUGCAACCCCUAUGCAUCAAUGGCGUGGCCGCCGGUGGCGUUCACCGGCGAGAUGACCGAGUACGGGGCCGCCACACCUCCCCAUGGCUAUUUCGCCCAGGCAACGAUGAUGCGACAAAUGGGCGCCACGUCCGCGCAAGCGUUCGGACCACCGCCGGCGACUCUCCUGCGACGUCCACAGAUGACGCAGAAGCAGCCGGAGACGGAAGAGAUGCGCCAGAAGCGAGUGUAUCAGCAACAUGUGAACGAAAUGGUGAUGUGCGGCAUGAUGCAACAGCCUGGAAAUGCGUCUUACGCUGCGCAGCAGCCGCGGCCGAUUGCGAUCAUGAAGCAGGAGCAGCAGCAACCAUACUUUGGCGCUGGAGUCAACAAUCAUCAUGUGGCCCCUCAGUUUUUGCCUUGUAACGAUCAAACUGUCCAAGUUCAGAAUUGGCAGUGCAGUUUGGCGGUCCCAGACUCUGGCGGCGCGGCAACGAUGCCGACGACGGUCAAGGCGGAGGAGGAUGUAGAGACUGGGGCCGCAAACGAGGGGACCGACGUCAAUGGGGAUUGCAACAGUGAUGGCGAGAAGCCCUUUGGGAAGGUUGAGACUAAUAAGGGUCCGUUUGGUUGA